AUGGGAGGGGACAACAGGAGGAAUGAUGGAAGAGAUGAAAAGGAGGAUUGUACAGGUGAACAGAGAGUCCGACAGGGUAAUGUGGUUAAAAAUCGAGAUAGGAGGAGCAACGGUCAACGUUGUGUGCGUGUACGCAACUCAGAUAGGGUGUACAUAAGAGGAAAAAGACGACUUCUGGAUGUACUCGGGGGCGUGAUGAUAAAAAUCCCGGAUACGGAGGUUGUCUGGAUCCCGUGGGACCUUAACGAUCACGUUGGGGAAGGGAGCCUUGAUACAGAAGUUACAGGAAAGUACGGAGUUGGAGCACGGAAUGAAGGAGGAGACAGAAUUGUGGACUUUUCAAUAGCAAAAAGCAUGAGAGUAGUUAACACCUACUUCCAGAAAAAUCGAGCAACCUAUGCUAGCGGUGGACAAAACACACAAGUUGACUACAUCUUGUGCAGGAGAAAGGAACUACAGAAAGUAAAGGACUGUUAUGUCCUACCAAAAGAAGCCGUGGCCAAGUAG
Messenger RNA from Penaeus chinensis, 507 nucleotides. Its product is annotated as craniofacial development protein 2-like. Bases 1 to 507 code for a protein of 168 amino acids. The transcript has a single exon. Gene Ontology annotation, cellular component: nucleus. The record is from RefSeq and is a predicted model, not a curated record. Lineage: Eukaryota; Metazoa; Arthropoda; Malacostraca; Decapoda; Penaeidae. Gene Ontology annotation, biological process: chromatin remodeling.